AUGGUGCCUGUGUCUUUCUUCCUCUUCCAGGCUGACCAGCUGACCGAGGAGCAGAUCGCAGAGUUCAAGGAGGCCUUCUCCCUCUUCGACAAGGAUGGAGACGGCACGAUCACCACCAAGGAACUGGGGACGGUGAUGAGAUCCUUGGGACAGAACCCCACUGAAGCUGAACUGCAGGACAUGAUCAACGAGGUGGACGCAGAUGGGAACGGGACCAUUGACUUCCCAGAGUUCCUGACCAUGAUGGCCAGGAAGAUGAAGGACACGGACAGCGAGGAGGAGAUCCGAGAGGCUUUCCGCGUCUUUGACAAGGAUGGGAACGGGUACAUCAGUGCUGCCGAGCUCCGCCAUGUCAUGACGAACCUGGGUGAGAAGCUGACCGAUGAGGAAGUGGACGAGAUGAUCAGAGAGGCCGACAUCGAUGGCGAUGGCCAGGUCAAUUAUGAAGAGUUUGUACAGAUGAUGACUGCGAAGUGA
Molecule: messenger RNA, 477 nt
Organism: Chrysochloris asiatica (Cape golden mole)
Lineage: Eukaryota; Metazoa; Chordata; Mammalia; Afrosoricida; Chrysochloridae
Gene: CALM3
Product: calmodulin 3 (phosphorylase kinase, delta)
Exons: 6
Coding region: 1-477 (158 amino acids)
Molecular function (GO): enzyme regulator activity; calcium ion binding
Source: RefSeq, a predicted model, not a curated record